Molecule: messenger RNA, 1638 nt
Organism: Thermothielavioides terrestris NRRL 8126
Lineage: Eukaryota; Fungi; Ascomycota; Sordariomycetes; Sordariales; Chaetomiaceae
Exons: 5
Coding region: 1-1638 (545 amino acids)
Cellular component (GO): Cul4-RING E3 ubiquitin ligase complex
Source: RefSeq, a predicted model, not a curated record
AUGGCGGCGACGGGUAACCUGGAGAUUCCCGGCUACUACUACGACAGCGCCAAGCGGAAGUACUUCCGCAUCGAAGACAGCCGGACGGCGCCGGUAGGAGCCGCCUGGUCGGCGCAAAAUGUGAAGCGGAGGGCACUCGAGGAGAAGGAACAGGCCGAGCGGCAGGAGAGGAUGCGGCGCGAGGCGCUGACGGUGAAGCGGGCACGGGCCUUGCAGGCGCCGCUGUUGGGAGGCUUGCUCAUGAGGGAGGCCGGAGUCACUGGCAGGGGCGGGGAUGCUGUGCCCAUCGGGGAGACCAUGGGCAAGGUGUUCGCGGGGGGGCUGAGGGCCAAGGGCGGAGUGAAUCUUUGGCCGCCCGCCGGCUCGGCAGCUAUGUCAUCAAUGUGGGUGGGAGGCGGCGACGAGCGGCGCGGCCUGGGCGUUGCCUAUGCCGUGUUCAACGAGCGGUUGCUGGCAUCCUCAUACAUCCCGCGAGACACCAAGGAAUGCAUCAACUUCAGCUACGCUGCUCAAACAUAUCCCAACAUCAGCUUCCAGCCAAGACACCGCUGGUACUGGGCUGAGUCCGUGGUCACCUCGGUGAAAUUCCACGAGCCAUCGCUGAGAUUACUUGUGGCUCGUCACUACAAAUCCGGCGGUCCGGUAACUAUCGAGCAGCUUAUACCUCCGAGCGACGCAACUCCGGCGUGGAUGGUGGACAGCGAUCCAUCCGGCAUCGACGUGCAAAUGGCCGAGCUCCGCGGAGACUCGGCCAACACCAUCUACGCCAUGGAACCCGCCCCGGCGAGCUCACCGCUAACCUGCAUCGCCGGAACAGACCGCGGCCUGAUCCAGCUGCGUGACGGCGAACUAACCUGCCUCACCCCGCCGGGACCACGCCGCGGCGGCUAUCCCGCCGGGCGCCGUCUUCAUCAACCUCCCCCCCGCCGCAGCCGCCACCACCAUGCCGACCCGGACAUCCUCCCCUGGCAACGCGACGUCCUCUCGGUGGCCUUCUUCCACCACCACCACAACAACAACAUCAACCCCGCCUCCUCCUCAUCCUCCUCCCUCCUCUCGUCUUCCACUGGGGCCGGACACCCCGACCUGCUCCUGGCGGGCACCCGCUCCGGGCACGUGUGCCUGCUGGACCUGCGCACGCCGCCGGCCGCGUGGACGGCCGCGCGCAACACGUUCCCGCACGCCAGCAGCGCCGCCCACGUGCGGCCCGUCGGCGCCUGGGGCGUGCUGGUGGCCGGCCCGCGCAGCAGCAUGGCGCUGUACGACGUGCGCUGGCUGGGGCGCGGGCGGGCCGGCGCUGGGAGCGCCAGCAGCGCGGGCGGCGGGCGUUGCUGGCCGACGCUGCCGGUGGUGGAGUUCCCCGCGUACCGGAACGCGGCGCACCUGCAGAUCGGGCUGGACCUGCUGCCGCCCGAGACGGGCUACGGGGCGGGGCUGGUGGCGGCGGCGCACGACGACCGGACCGUCGGGCUCUACUCACUGGGGGACGGGGCGAGGGUGGAUGGCGGCGACGUGGACGGGCUGGAGGCGUCGGCGGUGGUGCGCUGCUUGAUGUGGCAGACCUUGCCGGGCGAGAAGCAUCCGGGCCUGUUUGUCGGCGAUGGGCAGUGGAUCCGGAAGUACUCUUUCUGGGCGUAA